UGCUUAAAGAAGAACAGCAGGAAGAUCCGGAGCCCCCCCACAUUAAAGAGGAGCAGCUUCAAGGGCUGGAGAAGGCUGACAUGACUGUGUCAUUCACUCCUGUGAAGAGUGAAGAUGUUAAAGUGGAAGCUCAUUCCUCGCAACCUAAUCACAGAAAAACUGAACAAAUGGAGACAGGAGGUGAUGGAGAGGACUGUGGAGGACCAGAACCAGACCGCAACUCGGGUCCAGCCAGUCCUCCAGAUACUGAUAAGAAAACUGGAGACUCUUCUGAGACUGAGGACAGUGGUGAUUGGAAUGAGACCAGAGAACCUCUGUCUGGUGAAGAGUUUGUCAGUGAUUCUAGAUGUAGAACAAGUGAGAAACCUUUGAUCUGUUCUGAAUGUAAGAAAACAUUUGGUUGCAUUCAGAAGCUGAGGAAACACAUGAUGACCCACACAUCAGAGAAACCUUUCAGCUGCUCACAGUGUGGUAAAUGUUUCACCCAAAAGAGAAAUCUAAAAAUACAUGAGAGAUGUCACACAGGGGAGAAACCUUUCAGCUGCUCACAGUGUGGUAAAUGUUUCACCCAAAAGAGAAAUCUAAAAAUACAUGAGAGAUGUCACACAGGGGAGAAACCUUUCAGCUGCUCUCAGUGUGGUAAAUGUUUCACCCAAAAGAGAAAUCUAAAAAUACAUGAGAGAUGUCACACAGGGGAGAAACCUUUCAGCUGCUCAGAUUGUGGUAAAGGUUUCACCUCAAAUGGAGAUCUAAAGAGACACAUGAGAUGUCACACAGGAGAGAAACCUUUCAGCUGCUCAGAUUGUGGUAAAUGUUUCACUCAAAAGGAAUAUCUAAAAUUACACAUGAGAUGUCACACAGGAGAGAAACCUUUCAGUUGCUCAGAGUGUGGUAAAUGUUUCCCCGUAAGUGGACGUCUUAAGACACACAUGAUAAUUCACACAGGAGAGAAACCUUUCAGCUGCUCACAGUGUGGUAAAUGUUUCACCCAAAGGGGAAAUCUAAAUUUACACAUGAGAUGUCACACAGGGGAGAAACCUCUCAGCUGCUCAGAUUGUGGUAAAGGUUUCACUACAAAUGGAGAUCUAAAGACACACAUGCGACGUCACACAGGAGAGAAACCUUUCAGCUGCUCACAGUGUGGUAAAUGUCUCACUAAAAGUGAUAAUCUAAAGAGACACAUGAGAUUGCACACGGGAGAAAUCUUUCAGCUGCCCAGAGUGUGGUAAAUGUUUCACUAGAAGUAGAGAUGUGAAGAGAUACAUGAGAUGUCAUACGCUGUGUAAAUCUAAAAGUCCACAUGAAAACUCAGAUGAGAAUCCCCUUUAACGUCUUUCCCUAAUUUACAUUACCGUUUCCCACGUGAGUUUUGAAUAUCCGUCGCUAAGCUAUAAUGACACAUCUUUGAAGCUACUCUUCAUGUUCACAAUUACAACCAACUAUCUAAGAAUUCCUCACAGGGAUUUAUUGGGACGACACUCUUUUAUUGGAACGACACUCUUGUUUGGUUUUUCCUAUGCUCCCGAGGGUUUUGGGUCACAGGAUGUCACGUGUGAUAAAAAAAAUGAAAAUAAUUUAAAUAUCUUCUGACAGAUGGUCAGAAGUUCAUAUUCCAAGAACAAAAUGUUCUUGUCGGUCACACACAAACUAUAAACUAUGCUAAGCUAUUAAUUCAUUGGAAAGGUGUUGUAGGAGCCAUAUUAAGCUACUGUAUAUUCAUGUUUCUUUCCCCCAGCAGUAGUGUGGGUGUGUGUGUGUGGGUGUGUGUGGGCAGGCCUUAAAACCAGGAUGACCGAGCAGUGGGUGUGGCCGAGAGGGGAAACAGUCUUUUGACCGUGUGGAGGAAGGACGUGAGCCCAGGCCAUGACGUGACAAGCCGUCUCCUGCCAUAUAACAGACUACAUUAGUUGAAUUGUGUUUAUUAUUUUUACUUCAUUUUUGGGUUUGUAAAUUAUAUCCACGGAAGAGCAAUAAAUGGUCAUUGCACCGAACCGGAUCAAUUUCUACUCCUCAUCAUUAAAAACCACAUGCGUCAAGAUAUCCAGCUCAGCCACAGGAAGGAGCUGAUCGGAAAGUAAAGGGACCAACUGAAAAGGCUUCUACAGGUGUAAUCUAAGAGAGUGAUUCUAAACCAUCGGUCCGCGAGCGCCACCUAGAGGGUUUUUACCCGUGGGCCGCAGUUGAAAUAUUUCUACUCUGGGCAAAGAAUUAUUAUAACCGUCUUUACGGAGACAAGUAACAGAGAUAAGCCACGCCCCUUCCAGGCGCACAUAAAGUGGGACAUGAAUGAAACAAAAUAACUAGUUGGGUGAGUAAACAGUGGCGAAAAUCCCCUUGGCAUUUUAAGUGUGAAGGUAGCAUAACGCUCUCCACCAAAGCAUUGAAGCCAUCAAAAUUUAAGCGGAUGGCGUCAUCUCACUGACUUGCAACUCUAAAUCUUACUUAAAAGCCAGCUGUCUUUUUCUCUUCCAUGAAGUGUUAGUGUUGUUUUUGCAGGUUUACAUACAGAUAAUAAAUAAAUGUCUUGUGAUGAUCACUGUAUCAGGUUUUUGCUUUUUUUUAUUUUUUUUAGUCAUUGAAUACAAAUCCAACCUAUAAUUAUAUCAAUUAGUUAAUAUAAAAUAGUGUUAAUAUUUGAACGGGCGCCUGGGCAUAUUUGUACAUUUGGGCCCUGAGGUCAAAUGGUUAAGAACCCCUUAUCUUAGGCAUGUUUCCCACUGUUAACAUUGUAACAUUACCCAACCUUAUAUUGUCCUGUCCAAUGACUGAUUUUUAUGUUCCAUUUGUGUUACUGCAAGCUGUCAUAUUAUCAAUGUAUUAAUGCAUAAAUUUCCGUGAACCAAAUUCUCUUUUGCAUUUUUAAUGUGCAGAAAAAUACCAGAAGGCCUUUUACUGUUUUUCAUGCAUUGAGUUCUUACUCUUGUUUAUAUUGUUUUAACGUUUUUUUAGGAACCUUUUUUUAGGCUUUAGUUUUCCUAGUCAAUCCUCAUAUUGAGCUGCGUACAUAUUUAUAUAUCAAACUAAUACAUCUUUGUGUGUUGAGAAACAAAAAGUAGAAAACAUUGCUGAGCAAGCAC
Molecule: messenger RNA, 3077 nt
Organism: Pungitius pungitius (ninespine stickleback)
Lineage: Eukaryota; Metazoa; Chordata; Actinopteri; Perciformes; Gasterosteidae
Product: gastrula zinc finger protein XlCGF17.1-like
Exons: 1
Coding region: 81-1229 (382 amino acids)
Biological process (GO): regulation of transcription by RNA polymerase II
Cellular component (GO): nucleus
Molecular function (GO): RNA polymerase II cis-regulatory region sequence-specific DNA binding; DNA-binding transcription factor activity, RNA polymerase II-specific
Source: RefSeq, a predicted model, not a curated record